Vespa crabro (European hornet) is the source of this 2496-nucleotide messenger RNA. RefSeq names its product microtubule-associated protein Jupiter (gene Jupiter). Gene Ontology annotation, cellular component: nucleus. The transcript has 5 exons. Bases 439 to 1209 code for a protein of 256 amino acids. The record is from RefSeq and is a predicted model, not a curated record. NCBI's taxonomy places the organism in Eukaryota, Metazoa, Arthropoda, Insecta, Hymenoptera, Vespidae.
ACGAUAAGAGUGUUCUAAGUUUUACGUCUGAAUCAGUGACCUGUAAACUUUUUUUCUAUCAUUUUUCUGUCCCUUUCGCGUACAUUAUAUCAAACGGGAAGAUUGUUUCCUUCUCCUCUUGAGAGUGAGAGACAGAGAAAGAGAGAGAGAGAGUGAGAGAAAGAAAGCAGUCAAGGACUUUCUGACUCACUGGUGUCAGCGAUAUCGGGUUGUUGGUUGGUUGGGCGAACACGAACCCUCCCCUUCUCUCUCUCUCUCGUCUCUGCUUCUUCUCUCUUUCUCUCUCUUUCUCUCUCUCUCUCUCUCUCUGUCUCGAGCUCUCCUCCUCAUCGGCAUCGUCGUUAAGGGAGCGGCUGCUCGUCGUCGUCGUCGUCGUUGUCGUCGUUUAGGAAGUGGUGGGCGUCUCUUCUUCCUCUUCGUCUUGCAGGAUUAUACGUUAUGGCAACUUACGCGGCUUACAGACACGUCGAGCUCGACAACGUUGGUUACGGAAAGAAGAGAGUAUUGAAGCCACCAGGUGGUGGAAGCAGCGACAUCUUCGGCUCAACUCAAGACGAGACCAGUCCACGCCGUGUGAAGAAUCACAAUCAAUCUCAGCUUGGUAGCGCAUUAUUCGGUGACGCACCCGAUUCCAGCAACAACAGCAACAACGCGACCGGCAAUAUGGAUAACAACGGCGGCGAGAUUACACCACGCUCCGGCAAGCCCGGUAAUGAUUCAUACAAUCGCCUGUUUGGCCCUCCCGAUGCCCCACCCACAACCCCAAACGCGAAAAAUUACAUGCGCAGCAAUAUACCCCUCAACGGGGAUGAUACAACGUCGCCCGCGAAAAGUACAUCAUCCAGCAACUCGAGCUCGAGUAUCGUCAACGGCUUUACCAAUAACAACAACUCUAACGUCAACGAUAUCACAGCUUUUAGGAGAAUCAAACGAUUUCGAGGAGCGUCCUGCAUGCCGCGCAAUCCAGUCACCGGCGACGGAGUCGACGUGACGCCAUUGAGGCGCACACGAAGGUGUAGAGAUGGUAAUCCAGUAACCGGAACUGGUUAUACGUCUGAGACACAGAAUGGAGGUUCAGCGAUGCAGAAUGGAACAGGCAGCUCAAAUUCCAGCAUAGGUGAGAAAUCGAAUGGUUCGUCACCAACAGGAAAGCCAGCAGGAACCCGUACUCGCGUCCCACCGGGUGGAUACUCAUCUGGUCUUUGGUAAAAAGGGUUGGUCCAUCUCUCUCAGCAGCAGCAACAUCAAUAUUAGCAUCCCGUUUCCAUCUUAGAAUGUGGACUCGAAGACAAAAUUUGGCGUGUCAACGGUUGAAGAAAGGAUAAAAGAGAAGAGAAAAAAAUGAUAAUAAUAAAAAGAAACACAACACACAAGCUCUAUCAUCUUAUUCCGACUCUUGUCGUACGAUUUCUGUAGCAGGAAAAAAAUGAAUGGAACUAACAACAACAACAACAACAACAACAGCAACAACAGCAAAAUUACAUAUAAGCAAAUGAUAAACAAAAGAAAAUACUAGCCAUCCAUCCAUAAUUAAAUAUUCGAUUUUGAGAACUUGCAUAACUUUUAGCUGAAUGAGUCAAAGAAAAAAAAAAGGAAAAAAAAGAAAAGGAAAAAAAAAAUAAUAAUAAUAAUGAUAAUAAUAAUAAACCGUUCAUCGAUCGUUGAUUUGGUACUCUCGGCUUAUAGUUUCGUACGUGAAGAUAAACUUUAUCAUAAAUUACUACUAUACAUAUACACACAUAGUACUUUGAUAAAUCCAUCGAACGAGAAAAACACAAAUUUUUUUGAUCAUAUUACACGACACACCCACUAUCUCUCAUUUUCUCUGUCUGUCUGUCUGUCUGUCUGUCUCUCUCUCUCUCUUUCUCUCUCUUUCUCUCUCUCUCUCUUUCUCUCUCUUUCUCUCUCUCUUCUGUUUUUUUCUCUUCGUUUUUCCAACUUCGACUUUUCAAAUGACGCAACCCCCAAUUGUCUACGUUAUCAUCUUCUUCUUUAUUCUCGUCUAAUAAAUAUAUUUCGGCCGAAAAUUAAAACGAAUAAACGAAAAACCGAACGGCCUGCCUAUCCUUCUCGUCGCGAUCAUUGUUUAGAAUUAAUCUCGACUUAGUCGAGAACCCUAAGAGAAAUAAUUUCUAGAUAGUGGUGGUUAAUCGAUAUUCUCGAUUGUAAUGAUCAAAAGUAAUAAUAAUUAAUUAGAUUACAAUGGACGAGAAGAGGGGGAUAAAAAUUAAACAAAAAGAAAAAAAUAUAAAAAAAAAAAAAUACGAAACCAACUUAUAAUCUUCUCCUAAAUAUAAUUAAGAAAGGAAAAACUAAAAAAAUUAAAAAAUAUUAAAAAAAAAAUAUUAAAAAAAAAGAAAAUAAUACAAAAACAAGAACAACAGGAAAAGAGUCGCAGUCGUCGCGGAUACUCCCCCCCUCCAGAGAACUGUGUACUAGAAUUAGUCAUGUGAUAAUAUCUAAAAUAAAAAUACAUGAUGCGUUAAACCCAUUAAA